UGCUAACCAGAAUUAAAGGUUUUUACUUAGAGGGGGAAGGAUGUUAGGGAAUGCAACUAACUAACAACUAAUCCCAACGUUGGUAGUCAGAACCAAAAAGAUUCUACAACCCAAAAUUAUCAAGGAUUCUUUGAAGAAAAGGAUUUAUUAUUGAUUUACCCCCUCCUUUUGUUAAAAAAAAAAAAGAGAAAGGGAAAGGAAAAGGAAAAGGAAAGGGAAGAUAUAUUGUUCAUCAUCUGAGGGUGGUGGCAUUGUUUUUCCGUUCUGCGGGUUCUUGGUGCGUGAAGAUUCGUGUCGGAGGUACAAACCCCUAAGUCUAUCUACACUUUUUUUUUUUUUAAAAAAAGAAGGGAAGAUAUAGAAAAAAAACUACAUUAUAUCAUAUCAUUCCACCACAGCACAAACAAGCGGGUUGAAAUAUUAAUCCCCCCUUCCCCUUAUACACACACCCUCACCCCCAAAAAGGAAAAGGGAAAAGCCAGAAGGAAGAAAAGAUGCGCGCGAACCCGAACAUCAUCAUCACGGGCACGCCCGGGGUGGGCAAGACGACGCACGCGGAGGCCCUCGCGGAGCGGACGGGGCUGAAGCACGUGUCCGUCAACCAGGUGGUUAAAGAUAAGGGGUGUCACGAGGGCUGGGACGACGAGUUCUUGAGCUGGAUAGUGGAUGAGGAUAAGUUACUAGAUGCGCUUGAGGAAGAGAACAUCAAGGCGGGCGGCUUCAUCAUAGACUGGCAUGGUUGCGAGAUCUUCCCGGAGAGCUGGAUCGACCUGGUGGUUGUGCUGCGGGUUGACUCUAGCACGCUGUAUGACCGGUUAACUGCAAGAAAAUACCCCGAGGCGAAGCUGCAGGAGAACCUAGACUCGGAGAUCAUGGAGGUGCUGCUCCAGGAAGCGCGGGACUCGUACGAGGAGCGGAUCGUGGUGGAGCUCGAGAGCAACACGACGGAGGAGAUGGAGAGCAACGUCGAUCGCAUCGAGGCGUGGUUCAAGCAGUGGAAGGAGGACCAUCCUGUUGUGGGUGGUGAUGGUGAGGGUGGGGGGCAUUAGUAUGUUUGUUGUAUUUUAUAGAAGAUAUGGAUGGUUUGCGUGAGAUACGUAGUGAAUGCGAUGAGAAUGAUACCCAUGGCUUGUGUGUUUGAUUGUGUUUUCGUUUUAUGCUGCCUAGUGUGUAUGAUGAUAUGAUACUAGGUAUAGAUAGAUAUAUGCUGCAGGUAAUCGAUAAUGGUGAUAUCCAAACCUUUAGUAGCUCGUAGUAUUGCUAAUGUCGCUGUACCAAUGAAAAGGCUCGGCAC
Molecule: messenger RNA, 1294 nt
Organism: Hypoxylon fragiforme
Lineage: Eukaryota; Fungi; Ascomycota; Sordariomycetes; Xylariales; Hypoxylaceae
Product: P-loop containing nucleoside triphosphate hydrolase protein
Exons: 3
Coding region: 495-1049 (184 amino acids)
Cellular component (GO): nucleus; cytoplasm
Molecular function (GO): ATP binding; ATP hydrolysis activity; AMP kinase activity
Source: RefSeq, a predicted model, not a curated record